Messenger RNA from Zophobas morio, 1791 nucleotides. RefSeq lists its product as uncharacterized. Gene Ontology annotation, cellular component: extracellular matrix. The record is from RefSeq and is a predicted model, not a curated record. The transcript is spliced from 4 exons. Bases 1 to 1791 code for a protein of 596 amino acids. Gene Ontology annotation, biological process: larval heart development; cell adhesion involved in heart morphogenesis. NCBI's taxonomy places the organism in Eukaryota, Metazoa, Arthropoda, Insecta, Coleoptera, Tenebrionidae.
AUGGAUAUUAUUAUACUAACUGAAACUUGGUUACAUUCUGGUAUUUCGUCAAGUGAAUUAUUUCUUAACCAAUUUAAUGUUUUCCGAUGUGAUCGUCAGUAUAGCAAAGGUGGUGGUACUCUGAUUGCUGUUAAUACUACAAGGAUCUCAGUUCAACCACUAAAUCUUGUUUCCCCGGUACAGCAAAUUGAUUUUGUUGGAGUGAGGGUAUUCUUGAAAAAAGAUGGCAUGUUGAUAAUUACAAUGUAUAUUCCUCCAGGUCUACCUAUAUCUUGUUAUGAACAAAUGUUUGAAUAUUUGGAAAAUACUGUUGAUUUCUCGGAACCGAUUCUUAUCAUUGGGGAUUUCAAUAUUCCGGAACUUAUUGAAUGUGAAAUAGGUACAAGAACAACUCAAAUGUUUAAUAUUUAUAGCCACUUUUUAUCACUAAACGAUUUGAAACAGAGAAAUAAAGUUUGCAAUAGUUUUUCUAAACUCUUGGACUUAGUGUUGUCAACGGAUUCUUUGGCGUUAGAAGUUUGGAGACAUGAAUAUCCAUUAGUUGAUGAAGACGCACAUCACCCUUGCUUAAGAAUUGAUGUAACUACACAGGGGGAGCCAGAUGUGAUGUUUCAAAGACAAACAGAUUUUACAAAAUUCAACUUUUAUAAAGCAGAUUUGGAAGGUCUAUAUUUAGCAUUAUCAAUUGCUGACUGGUCAAAAUUACUAAAUUGUGUUGAUGUUGAUGAUGCUUGCAAUAAUCUAUAUAAUACAAUAUAUGGUCUCUUUGAACAAUAUGUACCAUUAGCAAAAUACAAAACGUCAAAAUAUCCGUUGUGGUUCACUAAACAUAUUAUCCAGCUAAUUAAACAGAAGAGUAGGCACUGGAAUAAGUAUCGUAAAACAAAGGCACAGUAUCAUUAUGACAGGGUAAAAUCGUUAAGUACAGAAAUAAGACGUGAAGUAAAAAAGGAAUAUGCAAUGUUCAUCAGGAAUACGGAAAACUCUAUCAAAAAUGACCCGAAGAAAUUUUGGUCAUUUUUUAACGCUAAGAGAAAAUCAACGAGCAUUCCAGGUAGAAUGACACAUGAUGGGAAUGAAUUAACCACAUCAGCGGAUAUUGUGCAAGCGUUUGCUGAUCAAUUUGCCAGUGUCUUUUCAAAUAAUGGUGCUAAUCAUAAAUGUGAUUCCAACUGUGAAAUAAAUGCUACAUUCUGUGAGUUCUGCGAUAAAAGUUGUUGUGCUAGUAAAGAUUUUUGUAACUCCUGUGAUUCUCAUCCUAUAUUGUCAAAAUUUGUCAUCGAUCGUUGUGAUAUACUGAAUUCUGUUAAAAAACUCAAGAGCAACUUUGUAACUGGACCUGACAACAUACCUGCUUUCCUAGUUGUUGAUUGCAUUAAUAGUUUAAUAGAGCCUUUAUUAGAUAUUAUUCCAGAACAGCAUGGUUUUGUGAAAGGUCGGUCAACAAUGACGAACCUUUGUGAAUUUACUCAAUAUGUGUCCAAUGCUUUAGACAGGCGUUUGCAAGUUGAUACUAUUUAUACUGAUCUGUCUAAAGCAUUUGAUACAUCAGUUAUAGUAGGUAGACAACAAUAUGUUGAAUUUGGUGGUCACAAGUCCUCAAUAUUUAAUGUUGGUAGUGGAGUUGCGCAGGGUAGUAACUUAGGCCCAUUGUUAUUUAUACUAUUUUUUAAUGAUGCAAAAGCGUGGCAGAAGCGAACUGCGAUUCCUAGUCGAGCUGCACAAAGGGUACAGGUUUGGAUAGAUUCAGGGGCGGCCGCCGAUGUUGUAACGUUCUCGGCUUCGUGCUAG